Tilletiaria anomala UBC 951 is the source of this 666-nucleotide messenger RNA. RefSeq lists its product as uncharacterized. The coding region runs from base 1 to 666 and encodes 221 amino acids. Gene Ontology annotation, cellular component: mitochondrion. NCBI's taxonomy places the organism in Eukaryota, Fungi, Basidiomycota, Exobasidiomycetes, Georgefischeriales, Tilletiariaceae. The record is from RefSeq and is a predicted model, not a curated record. Gene Ontology annotation, biological process: mitochondrial respirasome assembly. The transcript has 2 exons.
AUGGCGUCACCCGUGACCUUUCCGAAGGAGAAGCUGAGCGUGGCACAGGUUGAGCUGCUCGACCUUCCUGCCCCCGAAUCUUCGCGAGACAAGUUCUGGCGCAAGAUGAAGGACCAGCCGCUGGUCCCGAUAGGCUCCCUAUUAACUUGUGGCGCACUCAUCGCGGCAUCGAAUCACCUGCGCAAGGGCAACCGCGAUCAGUUCCAGCGCGCCCUGCGUUGGCGUGUCGGCUUGCAAGGCUUGACCGUCGUUGCGGCAGUCGCAGGCUCUCUCUACUACGGUGCAGCCGCAGGGCCAUCUUCCACCUCCUCACCCUCAUCAACAAAAUUAUGCCCUUCCGCAUCAGAUGCUCCCGCGCCCAGCACAAGUAUGAGCACGGGCGCAAGUACCAGUGAUACGCUCAGUAGUAUCACCACCGUUCCCGGGCGGCCAGCAACGACGUUGCAAGCGAGCAGGGCAGCAGAGCGCCGGGAAGAAGAUCGAGCGUUGCUGGCCGAGCGCAUCAGGGAGGCCAUACAGAAGGAAGAGACGACGAAGGAACGAGAGGAGAUCAGUAGACAACUUGCAGCGGAAGCGGGCGCAAAGCCAAGGCCAAAGAUUGGGCAAGAUACACGAUGGAAUUGGACAAGUCGCGGCGCAUCAGCAUCACCGGCACCUUCAUCGUAG